Molecule: messenger RNA, 2315 nt
Organism: Aspergillus steynii IBT 23096
Lineage: Eukaryota; Fungi; Ascomycota; Eurotiomycetes; Eurotiales; Aspergillaceae
Product: Zn(II)2Cys6 transcription factor
Exons: 8
Coding region: 50-2248 (732 amino acids)
Biological process (GO): DNA-templated transcription; regulation of DNA-templated transcription
Molecular function (GO): DNA binding; DNA-binding transcription factor activity, RNA polymerase II-specific; zinc ion binding
Source: RefSeq, a predicted model, not a curated record
GAAGAAUUUCGGUACUUGAGAAGAGGAAAAUAUCCCACAGUGAUUGAGGAUGAUGGACUCUCUGAUUCGCUCCAAACGUCGAGUUGCCGAUUCAGCACCGGAAGAUUCGGAAUUGGAUAACGAGCUAGCCGGAGACUCCGAGAACCAGACCGCGUACGACGAGACAUUGGACCGAAAGCAAGCUUGCAAUCGCUGUCGGCGACGCAAGAUCCGAUGUAACCGCGCCAUUACGUGCUCAAACUGUGCCCGAUCAAGAUCAGACUGCUCUUAUCCGGCUAUCGGGCACCAUAGAGAGAAGCGACAGCGUAUACAUAUGUCAGCUAAACAUGAACAGAAAAUAGAUCGUAUAUUCGAAGUUCUCGAUGAACUCAGAGUGAAAGUGGAUAAUUUAUCUCAAGAAGCCCACCCGCGUUUGAGCGGUGGCCAUAAUGAGGAAGCAACAUCUUCUAACGUCGAACCCGAGAACCAACCCUCCCUUCUGAGUCAUGCUGUGUUCGCAAGCCAGUUUCUGAGAGCCCUUUUUGGCGAGUCUAACGGCCCAAGGGAGCUUGUCCGGAAAAUGGAGUUGUCUCUGGGCGCAUUGCAUGGGGUCAUUGAUUCUCAACGCCAACAAAAGACCACAUUGCACAAUGUGUAUCCGUAUGCCAGGACAAUGCCCCAGGGGACUAGCCUUGGUGGUCUGCGAAUGCCCCCAGUCGAGAUCAGCCUUGAAUGCCUGCAAAAGGCCAAGGAAUGUCAGCGUGUACAAUUCUUUUGGCUUAGUGAAUUUGUUUCCCUUUCUCAGUUCACUGAAUACCUGGUCAAAGUUUACUCACCCGGCCCCAGCUCUAACACUGAGAGGAUCAUUGUGCUGGGUGGCAUAUUUUGGCUUUUUUGUGAGUGUGCUUUGGACACUGCCGAUGCGCAAACGCGUGAAAGAUUUUGGAAUCAGGCAGCUCUCUCUCGGGAGGCGUUGGAGACCGACUUAUAUCAUUUACCAUUCCACACCCCGAUCAACUUUGACUCCGUCCUAGCCAUGAGCAUCGCGGCAUCAUAUUGUUUUCGAACCGGCAAAAUAUCAGCAGCCUGGAAUUUUACCACCAACGCGGCACAUUUAUGUCAGGCCUUAGGCUUUCACCGACCGCAUGUGCUAAGUGCUGACUCUCCAGAUUUGAAGCAGCGCAAAGCCAAAUUACUGUGGACCAUCUUCACUUUAGAGCGGAACUUAUCUUUACAAUUGGGCAGACCGUCUACCUUCCACGUGGAUGAUAUCGCUCUGCCCCAGUUGAGCGUUGCUCCAAACACAACAGCAGACUUUCCGUUCAAUAUCACACUCACCAAACACAUCCACGUAGCCGCCUUACAGGGGAGAGCAUACAAUGAGAUCUACAGCCUUGGGGCUCUCUCUCAACCGAUUGAAAUCAGAACCCGCCGUGCAGAGAAGCUUGCUAGUGAACUACGAAACAUUCUGGAACAUGAGGAUGAGAUCGAGACGAGAUACAGUGAAGCCAGACGCCAUGCUUUAGGGUCCACUCUACAUGAGCUUUUCCAGUGUGCUGCCAGAAUCAACGAGCUGUCGCUUCUUACGCUGUUAUAUCGUGGCAUACCUCCUGAUAAGUCAUCUGAUAUAGCAUUUUGCAAUGAAUGUGUGGAUACUGCUAGAGCAGCGCUCGAGGAGCACCAACGCAGCAUAUCUAUCAUCACCAGCUCGCAUGUGAAAGGGCACCCGCUUGAGAUGUAUAUCAAUUGGUCCUUUCUUCUAUUUCCAUUCUUUCCCUUCAUUGUCCUCUUCUGCCAUAUAGCUCAGACAUUCGACCAGAGUGACCUUCAUUUACUAAAAAGCGUUGUUGAAACCCUCGAGUCGAUACCUGAAUCGGCAUUCUAUCAGACACACAGCAAACAAAUCCGUCUAUUCCGGGCUCUGUACGAUGUUGCGCAGACUUACAUUGAAUUGAAAACCAGUGAAGUCGAGCCACAAAUCGCUAGUUGGGAUUUCAACCAAAUGCUCACCACCAUAGGAGUUCCAUUUCUCCCUCAAGCUUCGGAUUCGCUUUUACAUUCCACUCAUAUAGGAACUGCCGAUGCAAUGCCUAUACCUACGAUAGAUGGAGCCGCGUCGCACUACGUGAAUCAGGGCUUCGACGAUGUCCCGGGAUCUAGCGGUACAUUUACCGCGGAGAUCGAUGAGACGGCACUGGAACUUGGAAAUUGGUUUCAGGGAAAUCACGAAAUGUUGAGGCUGUUGGAUGAUAGCUAUCUUCGACAAUAGGGACUUCAGUGUCCGUGAAUAUGUCUUCGUAUAAGUGGCUGUUUUGCGGAUCCUGAAUUGCAAUCGG